AAGUCGCGCGAAACAAGUGUAUCGGCGCCGAUCGACGCAUAAACAAACUUUCGGAUCAUCUGUUUUAUUAUUUUUUCUACCCGGCGUCAAUGGCAUGGAGACACACGAAAGUGAGCAGCUCCUGGUAAACACCAGGAGUUUAUUCAUCACUUCGCUGAUAUCAGGAGGUCUAGCUGGCACAUUUGUUGAUAUUGCACUUUUUCCAAUUGACACGCUUAAAACACGUUUGCAAAGCGAACAUGGAUUUUUACGUUCUGGAGGCUUUGCAAAACUGUACAAAGGCAUUACUCCAGUCAUUUUGGGGUCAGCACCUACAGCUGCAUUGUUUUUUGUUACUUAUGAAAGUAUCAAAAUGCUUCUAGUACAAAGAGUUCCAAUGGAGUAUUCUCCCUUUGUUCACAUGGGUGCUGCUUCAUUUGCAGAGACAGUAUCAUGUCUCAUCAGGGUACCUGUUGAAGUGGUCAAGCAGAGGCGGCAAGCUCUUCUGCCUGAACAUGGAAAAUUUAAUCUUAGGUUACUGUAUAGGGGAUAUUGGAGCACUGUUUUAAGAGAUAUGCCUUUUAGUCUUAUUCAAUUUCCAAUUUGGGAAUAUUUCAAAGUUGCUUGGGCUAAUUAUGUUCAGAGAGAAAUUUUUCCUGUGGAAGGUGCUAUUUGUGGAGCUUUUGCUGGAAGUAUAGCGGCUGCAGUCACAACUCCUCUGGAUGUUGCAAAGACAAGAAUUAUGUUGUCAAACAGGAGUACUAGUAAAGCAGCAGACUUAAAAGUAUUUCGGGUUUUGACAACAGUGUACAGAACAAGUGGAGUAGGAGGCCUGUUUGCUGGCAUUGUACCAAGAGUAACCUGGAUUUCCAUAGGUGGCUUUAUUUUCUUUGGAGUUUAUGAAAAAUCAAAGUCACUUUUGCAUUUAUGAUUCAUCAAUAGGUGAAUAGGGAAUAAGUUUUUGUUAUUUGUUUAUAAAUUUUAGCUGUUGACUUUUAUGUAAUAUGAAAUAAAUAAUAAAAGUUUUUAAAUUA
Molecule: messenger RNA, 1013 nt
Organism: Nasonia vitripennis (jewel wasp)
Lineage: Eukaryota; Metazoa; Arthropoda; Insecta; Hymenoptera; Pteromalidae
Gene: Slc25a26
Product: solute carrier family 25, member 26
Exons: 5
Coding region: 95-910 (271 amino acids)
Cellular component (GO): mitochondrial inner membrane
Molecular function (GO): S-adenosyl-L-methionine transmembrane transporter activity
Source: RefSeq, marked validated